Messenger RNA from Leptonychotes weddellii (Weddell seal), 2832 nucleotides. NCBI's taxonomy places the organism in Eukaryota, Metazoa, Chordata, Mammalia, Carnivora, Phocidae. The record is from RefSeq and is a predicted model, not a curated record.
AUGGAGCGCAACGGUCGAGAAAGAAUUCUCGAGAUGCUGUAUGGUGUAGAAGACAUUGUGGCAAUAAUGAUUCCUGAGCCAAAAGGAAAGGAGAUAGUAAGCCUGCUGGAAAGGAACAUCACGGUGACCAUGUACAUCACCAUUGGAACCCGGAACUUGCAGAAAUACGUGAGCCGCACUUCGGUUGUGUUUGUCUCCAUCUCUUUCAUCGUCCUGAUGAUCAUAUCCCUCGCAUGGCUGGUCUUUUAUUAUAUCCAGAGGUUUCGAUAUGCAAAUGCCAGGGACAGGAACCAGCGCCGACUGGGAGAUGCAGCAAAGAAAGCUAUCAGCAAGCUCCAGGUCAGAACCAUCAAGAAGGGUGACAAGGAGACAGAACCCGAUUUUGAUAACUGUGCAGUUUGCAUUGAAGGGUACAAGCCCAAUGACGUUGUGCGGAUCUUGCCCUGCCGGCAUCUUUUCCACAAGUCCUGUGUUGACCCUUGGCUCCUAGACCAUCGCACCUGUCCCAUGUGCAAGAUGAACAUUCUUAAAGCCCUAGGGAUCCCGCCCAACGCCGACUGCAUGGAUGACUUGCCCACCGACUUCGAGGGAUCUCUGGGAGGCCCACCCACCAACCAGAUCACAGGCGCGAGCGACACGACUGUAAAUGAAAGUUCAGUCACUCUGGACCCUGCUGUCCGGACGGUGGGAGCCUUGCAGGUGGUCCUGGAUACAGACCCCACCCCGCAGGAAGGAGAAGUCAUCUUUACUACUAACAGUGAGCAGGAACCAGCUGUAAGCAGUGAUUCUGACAUCUCGCUGAUUAUGGCCAUGGAAGUUGGACUGUCUGAUGUAGACCUUUCCACUGACCAAGACUGUGAAGAGGUCAAGUCUUGAAACGGUGACUAUAGAACAAAGGGAUGGUAGGACCCCAGGGGAAGGAAGGGAGGAGAACCUCAAGAAUUGGACCGGCUACACACACCUCCAGAACCACUUGGUAACUCCACGGCGCUCGGCUCAAGAAUGGUAAUGAAAGCAAUAUCCAAAGUCAUGUUAAUCAGGAAGCCGUCUCUCCAUCUGUACAACAGUCCAUGGCCUUGGCAGCUGAGAAGUCGAAAGCUGAUUUUCCCUCCCAUGUCCUUGUAGACACACACACUUCAGAAGCUCCUAAAACAGACAGGACACAUUUAGGGCUUCUUAGUUUUAUUUCCUUUUCUUCCAGGUCUUGUUUUGUUGUUUGGGGAAUGUGGUUUGAUUUCUUUGGCAGUUUCUUUUUAAAGACUGUGUGCAGUUUACAUGAUGUCCACCCCUUUGGUUGACUCCAGCUUUUGUAGAGAGUUCUGUUUCGAAGCACCAGUUCCUGCUAUGAUCAGUUUGUACACGCCAUCUCUGAGAUGAAUGGCCAUGACCUCUCAGCAUGAAGUGUGCAUGGCUUUGGGAAGUGCCUCAGCACCCUGAAAUAGUCUAAGGCCAGCUUUCCUUAAGAAUCUAAAUUCUUUUAAGUGGAUCUUAAAGAUCCUAGCUGCCAGAGACCCCAGCACUAAGCUCUGACUCUGCUGAGGCUACUAAUUAUUUGCAGCCACAUCACGCUGGUUUCCACUUGCCUGGCUCUGUUAAUGGCCCACGUGACGUGAGAAAGAAGCUUCAUUUUUGCCUGGAUCUUAAAGACUUUGACUGAAAUUCCAACUCCGAAGUCCCCCUCCAGGGCUGUAGCGCUGUUCUUCAUGACUGACUGUAGGGCUUGUAGCUGGGACUGCAAGCCCAGUUUUAAGACCAGAUACCACAUAUUCUUCCCAAAAGCAAAAAUGUCUGUGAUCUUGGUCUCCCCAAGGCUAGAACAGUCUUUUUUUCCCUCCACAAGUGGCUUCUGCAGGCAAUGGAGGCUUCAGAAGAGACCCAAUCCUCUGGGAGCCCAGUGUCCAACACAGUGGGGGCUGAGGGAGCGCCAGGGUUUUACCUUAAUCCCAACACACUUCUGUUAAACCUCACCAGACCUCAAGGGAGGGUUUAGGGGAAUCCUUAGUAGAUUGCUUCCCAGGGCUCCCCGAGUACAUCUAAAUACCAAGUGAGGAGGGACGUAUGAUUUGAUAAACCACUUGAUCUAAAAAGUACAGCAUGGGAAUUUACGAACCAAGUUUCUCCUGACGGAGAGAGACAAAGAGGGAGAGGAAAAGAGGCAUCCAAUCGAUACUGAGACCCACUGGCAUUUUUAAACUACUUACGUUUUUAUUCUUUUUUUGUAACUAUGACAGAGAUGUGCUAUUUUUUCAGUGGGCACUUUUGUAAUACAUUUAGACUGUCCAGAUGCAGAGAUGACUAAGGUAGUGAACGGUUUCCCUGGACAAUCACGGAUCACCUCAUCCUCUGUAAGAAGGCGACGCGGCUGCCUGGGUUACUAAGAAGGAGAGCUUUUCUCACUGAGGUAUUUACAUCUUUGACGAGGCUUCUCCAUCUCAUUACACUAAUACUCAUCCAAAAACCAGAGUUGGGCUGUGUCAUAAAUCCCCGCUGCCCUGCUGAAACAUGCAGUGGAUGUCAAGGGAGUGGAUGUCAGACUACUGGUUGCUCUUUUUUCACCAUCUUUAAUGAUUUCCUAUUUGAUGCUUUCUAAGUAGGCAGCAAGGCAAGGAAAAUGAUUACCACCUUCAGAAAUUUCACCUCUCUCUGGGAGUCUCACACGUCCUGUAAUGAAACCCAGUGUCAGUGUGCGAAGGCAGGCAAGGGGGCAGGAGUCCUGGGGCUGAGCCACAUGUUUGCUGGGCUUCAUCUUCUCCCUUCUCCCUCAUUUGUGAAAUGAAGGAGUUUCACAAGAUGAUGGCCAAAGCUCCUUCUGGCCUUAAGACUGCUAAUGAG